AACAUGUCAUGAUCUUAUUUAUGAGUUAAAAAUUACUUAUAGGUACAGAGAAACAACAACUUUAUACCACCAAUUGCGGACUCGCUAGUACAAACUACAAAGGAUAUAAUGCAAUAAAUCAAGCAUUAUUUAAAAUGAUUGUAUGUGCUCGAUUAUAAUUUCGGGAAGGUUCCAAUUAUAUUGAGUUUCAAUAUCUUGGAAUGACUCGGACUUCAUUUGAGAUCUCUAUGGAGGAUAUUUCCGCCUCGGAUGCCUACGCAUCCGAGGAAUCCCUAUCCUCUUCCUCUACCGGGUCAUCUUUACCCGAGCCUGACACUCGGUCAGCUCGAAAACCCAAUAUCCCCGAACCUCAACCGGUGAACCAAAUGCCCGGUCAGGUUUUUGCGGAGAGGGAGGAUCCGGUCAGCGACGAACCAGCCCCCUAUGACCCGGAUAAAGAGACCCGGGACCAAUGGGUAGAGAGGCUGGAAGUAGCCGGUUACUCCCCCCUCCCUACUUCCUUUGUCACAGACAUUUACCCCCAUGUUUCUAAGAUAGCCUUGAAUAAGGCCCGUAGGAAUCUUCCGGCGGGUUAUAUUCUUGAGUACGACGAGAACUGGUCCAACAUCAUAGAACCGCACCGGGACGAUAGGAUAGGUUUUCAUAUUGCCUCCUUAGAGAGUGGUACCGUCUUUCCCCUCUGCCCACUCCUGGUCGAGCUGUGUCACUGCUUCAGGAUUCUCCCCGGGCAGAUCACACCCAACGCUCACCGGUUGCUUAAUUCUUUCGCAAACAUCUGCACCCAUCUUCGCAUCGAUCCCUCUCUUCGCCUCUUCUUGUAUAUGUUUGAGGAAAGAUUUGUCUUCAUAAAAUUUUCCCCUUCUGCCAACCCUCUGGCCGGCUUGAAGUGGAGUGACAAUCUCCUCAAGCACCAGUUCACCGAACCGCACACCACUCCAGACUUGGAGGAGAGUUUGGAAAAGCUUCUCAGGGGGGAUCCCUACACCGGUCAGAUGUACCACUAUGGUGGUUGGGUCUGGCGCACCCAACCGGGUGGCGAGGGUACCUCCCAAGCCCAUGAAGCAGCGGGGCACGGGGUACCCUCCCCGGGCGACACUGCGGAGGCUGGAGGCCCAAGUCACCCAGAUAUGAACUUCAGGUCCUUCGGCAUCCCUAAGACGGCCGGUGCGUCUUCUUCUGCUGGUCUCCACACUUCCGCUGCCAAAACCGUGCCAGUUCAGAAGGAGACCAUAGAGGUCCACUCCGAAGAGGACACUCCUCCAACCGGUGGAGCUUCCCCGGCCGGCAGGGGACCGGAAAACCCCACCCUCCACAAGGGAAAGGGGAAGAUGAGGAUGAAGAAAGUUGCCACCACACAUCCGGCGGCGAAGAGGAGAAGGGGAGAAACUUCCCCGGCUGGAGAAUCGAUGGAGGAGCUGUGGGUCAAGAUGACCCUUAAGCUGAAAGAGAUGGGCGAGGUUGGCCCGGAGACUUUGGAGAAGCUCGCGGGGGACUCCCCCUCCCGGUCAUUUCAGCUGGAGGAGAAGCUGAAGGGAGUCGAGGCCCACAACUGGGAGCUGCAGGACCUGAUUGCCCGGCAGCUUGAUGAGCUUUCCCAUCUCUCAGCGAUUGCCGGGGAGGCCAAGGCAGAGACCCUUCAGUUGAAAGAGGAGAACUUGAAGCUAUUGGAGGACUUGGAGCUGAAGGAGCGAGAGUUCCCCGGCAGGGCCAAGCAAUGGGUGGGGGAGAACCUGGAGGAGACGGCUCGGGUGAUCACAUCCACUCCGGAGGUAACGAUGGAGGCCUUCAAGUUCAUUUACCGGGAGGAGCAGGGGAAAGAGAUGAUCACGCAGAUCGGCUCCUACGCUUGCGGGGGAUGCGACGGCCCUGCAGCGUUAAGUGCACCGGCCAAGUUGACCGGGGCCAUGGUGCUGACCAGCUGGGGCUGGAAAGGUGAUGGUUGCGGCAUCGGCGUCUGGAACGACGUCACCGCCAUCGGAGCUUGUAGAGGCAUGGUCCCCGCGCCUGGAACGGCGAAUGGAAACAUACCAGGGAGGAAAGGCAUCCCCCCGUUCUGUUGGCACAUGGCCAUGACCUGGCCAAAGCCCUGGAUGGCUUGUAGGUUGGCUGGGUCAUUCAUGAACUGAGCCAUGCUUGGUGGGAACGUGACCCUGGGUCCAGCGGAAGGGAUGGGGGUCGCGAAGGGACUGAUCACGCUGGCCGUCAGGACAGAGCUCAGGCCCAGAGGCAGCACCGGGGCUGAAAUGACCGGUAUGGUAGCAGCCACAGGGAUGCUGGCGCCCUCAUUGGUGGCUUGCACCUGUGCGGAAGUAGCGUUGAU
Cuscuta campestris is the source of this 2320-nucleotide messenger RNA. Lineage: Eukaryota; Viridiplantae; Streptophyta; Magnoliopsida; Solanales; Convolvulaceae. The record is from the annotation of a GenBank genome assembly.